CGGCCGCUGCCCUUGCUUCCUGAUCGGUACGGCCCGGACCACCUCCACACCCUCCAUUGGGGAUCCGUAGGCAGUUCGACUCAGGCAAUCAAGCGGGCACGCUUAUCGGUCCUUGCAUUGCAAGAUGCUUUGGAGGCUCUCUGCACGGAUGCUGAGCAUAGGUUCCUUCACAUUAUCUGCUCUCACUGUCGCUUCCAGCAACACUUCUCCUGUGGUCCCUCUCCACAUGCAUCAGGAACAUCUGCCGCCUUCAUCGCCGAUAUUACGAAGCCGUGGUCAUGAUUUGCCAGUGGACGGUGCCGUCUUCCCAACCGCUAUGUACUACGCUAUGGUGCAGGUCGGAACUCCGCCGCGAGACUACGCUGUUGGCCUGGAUUCAGGGAGCGGGGAUCUGUUCGUAGAGGGCAAGGGCUGCAAGGGCUGCACUUUAGGGCCGCCCAACAGUCAGUAUGACCCCUCUGCUUCAGCUUCGUCAAAAUCAGCUGGUGGUAGCUUUCACCACUCCUACCAGACUUGUAGCAUGGUCAACCCAUCUGCGACUUGCACCAUCUAUGGGAACAUGUACACAGAUGAGGUGAGCCUCGGUGGCUUGGGUCCCGUGGUAGUCAAGGUCGGUGCCAUUCAAAGUCAAACCUCGAAUUUCGACACAAAGAAAGUUGUCGGUGGUUUGAUGGGCUUGGGAGGCUUUGACGGUGAGGAUGUUCUGGCCACUCUUGCCAAUGCUGGCAAGUGCGAUCGGAUCUGGGGCGUGUGCAUGUAUGAAGGUCGGGAGAGCAAUGGAACCAUGACAGUUGGAGGCGUCGAUGAGAGCUUGUCGGACGGCCCUAUCCAGUACGUGCCAGACCAAGGCUUCGUUUACAAUACAGUAGAAGUGAAGUCACUGACAUUGGGUAACCACGAGGUGCACGUGGGAGACGGCGCAGUCCUCGACAGCGGUACGAACAUUCUUUUGCUCGGAUCGUCGGUGUACAGUCAGUUGCAGCAGGCAAUGUGCUCCAAUUCUUCACUGGCACACUGUGCAGGUUUGUGGUCCAACGACUGUUUUGAGAUGUCCAAUUCGGAGGUGGAGCAGUUUCCGCCGCUACGUCUCCAAUUGGACGGAGUCGAGCUGGAGAUGAGCAGCCGUGAAUAUUUGCUGCAGGGCUCUCCGCUUGCUGCCUCGGCGGGACAGUAUUGCCUCGGUAUCCGUAACGGUGGUCGGGCGGGCUUCAUCAUCGGUGCCACAACCAUGAAAAACUAUUAUGUCGUAUUCGACAAGAAGCAGCAGCGGAUAGGAUGGGGUAAAGUCAACAAGGGCACAUGUGGUUCCAUGAAGUCCCGUGGGUCGGCCACAUCUGUUGUCAUAUGAGUGCGGCCAAUGGUGCACCUGGUUAUUGUUGCGUCGCUGGGGUCGGCCUGCAUGGGUGCAGCCUACGCAGCCACAUUUCGCCAGGAAGACUUGCAGCGGCAUUCGUCGUUUGAAGCAUGUUUUUUUCUGCUGUUUAGCGUUCAACAGAUCGUGCGCAGCAGUCCCUUUCAAGCGCGUGCCGUCGCACGUCGACUCAGCUGUAGUUGUGACCCUCUGUUCAGAGCGCCUUGCCUACGACGACAGGGGGAGCACCUCGUUCCUGCAAGCCAAGCAGCAGCGCAGUUUUGGGGGAGGCCCGAGAACGAAAGGAGGAGGUGCGGCAAAACGUGCCUGCACCACGCACUGCGCUGGAGAGACGGGCGCAGGCGAAAGGGAUGGAUAUAGCCCAGGGGCGGGCACGACACGUAUUUGCCCGG
This is a messenger RNA of Prorocentrum cordatum, 1764 nucleotides long. The record is from the annotation of a GenBank genome assembly. Lineage: Eukaryota; Dinophyceae; Prorocentrales; Prorocentraceae.